This is a messenger RNA of Anopheles darlingi, 1473 nucleotides long. It is a transcript of the gene Zip102B, whose product is annotated as zinc transporter ZIP9. Bases 178 to 1137 code for a protein of 319 amino acids. NCBI's taxonomy places the organism in Eukaryota, Metazoa, Arthropoda, Insecta, Diptera, Culicidae. Gene Ontology annotation, molecular function: metal ion transmembrane transporter activity. The transcript has 2 exons. Gene Ontology annotation, cellular component: membrane. Gene Ontology annotation, biological process: zinc ion transport; transmembrane transport. The record is from RefSeq and is a predicted model, not a curated record.
GUCUCUUCGUGUAUAAAUAAAAAAAACCCACCGAAAUCUGUGUUUGCAAAACAGGAAAUGCUUGGUCAGCAAUAGUCACCCAGUUCCCAGCUUGGCCAGCAAUAAAUCCUCGUCACCACGCUGGUGUAGUGAUUCGCGUCUUCGCGUUCUUCCCUCGGAACCACACGUUGCACAAAGAUGGAUGAGGUGGCGAUGCUGUUCGCGCUCGUCGUCGUGAUGCUGGUCGGAUCGUAUCUGGCGGGGAACAUCCCUCUGAUCAUGUCCCUUUCGGAGGAGAAGCUCAAAAAUGUGUCAAUCUUUGGUGCGGGGCUACUCGUUGGAACCGCCCUGACGGUCAUUAUUCCGGAGGGAAUCCGGUCAUUGUACGAUGAACGAUCGCUAGAAGCGGCAGUGGCAGCUUCCAAGGGCCAAGGAACAUCUUCCGGAGUGGUUGCGGUGCCUGGCGAACACCAGCAUAACGAUGAACACUCGUCCACGAUCGGGCUGUCGCUGGUGCUGGGAUUCGUGUUCAUGAUGCUCGUCGACCAGGUGUCGUCCCGCCGCACGGAAGGUUCGAAUGAGCGUAAUCUCACUGCCACCAUUGGGCUAGUGGUGCACGCGGCCGCUGAUGGAGUGGCCCUGGGAGCUGCAGCUACGACGAGCCACUCGGACGUAGAGAUGAUUGUGUUUCUGGCAAUCAUGCUUCACAAAGCACCGGCCGCAUUCGGGUUGGUAAGCUUUCUGCUGCACGAAGGCGUCGAGCGGUCACGAAUUCGGAAACACCUGCUGAUCUUUGCCCUGGCCGCACCCGCCUUAACCCUGCUGACGUACUUCGGGAUCGGUAGUGAGCAGAAGGAAACUCUCGAGUCGCUGAAUGCGACUGGAAUUGCGAUGCUGUUUUCGGCGGGCACCUUCCUGUACGUGGCCACGGUUCAUGUGUUACCCGAAUUAACGCAACGCAGUAGUCACGGGCAUGGCCAUGGACACGGCCACCAUGGGAACUACAGUCUGCUGGAGCAGCAACCCCCUUCGGCAGCCGUUAGCGGGAAACCAACCGCCGGAAGCGGGGGGCCGGGAGGAUUGCGCAACGGCGAAUUGGCGCUGCUCAUCCUUGGCGCUCUGGCGCCGCUCUUCUUAACCCUCGGUCAUCACCAUUAACGCGCAAAAAUGGUGCCAAAAUGACUGCUCUCCGAUGUGAUUCCAAACUGUGUGUAUGUAUUUUGGCCGAUAUCCUUUCGGCGUUUGUAACGUUCAGUUAAUUUUGUUAAGAAAACGAACCGGGUACAUUAUACACUGACGAACUAACUGAAAUUACCCAGAGCAAUAACGUGAAGCGACGAAUGGGUAUUCUUGAAUCGUUUUUUAGGGUACGUUCUCUUGACGCUACGUGUAUCAUUUUAUCAUUUCCUCGAAGACUGUGCUUAAGUUCGGUUGGCAAUACGAUUCAAUAAACUAUUGUAAGAGCAUGAGCGAUUUAAUUUGCUCGAAGAGUAA